Messenger RNA from Leucoraja erinaceus (little skate), 6823 nucleotides. RefSeq names its product rho GTPase-activating protein 15-like. Gene Ontology annotation, biological process: signal transduction; regulation of GTPase activity. Lineage: Eukaryota; Metazoa; Chordata; Chondrichthyes; Rajiformes; Rajidae. Bases 1478 to 2920 code for a protein of 480 amino acids. Gene Ontology annotation, cellular component: cytoplasm. The transcript is spliced from 15 exons. The record is from RefSeq and is a predicted model, not a curated record.
UUUAAUCCAUUAAGACCUAUUCCGAUACCUCUUUUCAACAUAAACAACCUAGUCUAUCCAACGCUUGCUAAUUAAUCAUUGAUAAAAUCCUUUCUCUAUAUAGAUUUUUCUGGAACAUUGUGGUGCCACCUGGUAGUUAGGCCACUUACUGUGCGAACCCUCGGCAGUUGGGGUCAGGGUCACAUGACUGGGUUUGGCGGGAAGGAGUUGUCUCGGGAUUUAGGGGUGUGUCCUGGUACAUAUAAUGAAUCCAGGGUUAACCUUCCCCCAUUCGUGUGUGUGCUGUUCUUUUUAUUUUGUCAAAAAAUAACUCUUUGUUUCACCACACGUGGCUUCCUUAUUCGCCCACCAUAUUGGUGACCCCGACGAUCCAAAACGGGAAUUUUGGAUUUAAACAAUGGACGCAGCCAAAUAUCAACCUCAACAGCCCGAGGUCACUAUCAAUCCAUCCCAGCAGAAUGUUGUCUCCCUGAAGUAGCCUGUGCUCUGGACAUUGAAGCCCGAAGUGUGAUUCAAGCAGGCAGAGGCCCAGUUCCACAUCCGACGCUUCACGGUGGAUGGUACCCAGUACUAUUCUGUGGUCGGCGCUGAAUAUUGAAAUAUUUAUUGUGCAAAUCUGUUAUGUUUUGAGAUGUAAUGAUGUGAUGAUGAAUUGUUGAUCCAACUAUUUAUAAAUCCCAUGAAAUAAAAUUCUAAGUAAAUCUUUGAGAACAAAUCAUGUCAGCUGAUGAAACCUAUUACUGGAAUAGAAAAUAAAAUUUGUAUUUAUGCAAAUAGUAGAGGUUGCACUCUUAAAAUGAAACAGUUUUGAUUAAUGGGUUGGAACUUUCUACUGCUUGCAAAAUAUUUGUGCCAGCAGUUGCUAAAUAUGACCAAAAAAAAGGAGAAGUUGCCACAGGUGCCCGUUGUCAAAUAAUAAAAUGCCCAUUAGGGUUUAAACCCUUCUUUAAUCAAUGUUCCCUCAGGAAGGGUAUGCAUUUAAGUCCCUGAAUGUGUGAUGCAGUUCAAAAAAUAUCUAACAACACUCUUUGUAGAUAUUUUAUGUCAAAAAAAAAAAAGCUGAACCAACAGGAUGUGGUUUAACUUUGCAGACUGUGUGUAGAAUCUAUAGCCGUCUUCCCCAACGUACAGCAAGAUUAGCUAAGAUUAUUACAGUCAUACAUGUGACCUCUGGCGGAUUCCUUCAUUUGCUGAAGUGCCUACAAAACUGUUGCUGCUUAAUGGCAGAGUGAGUAGACAGAAGGAAGCUGAACUUUGGAUCUGAUCAUCUGAAACUUGCUGCAAAACCAAAAGACAAAUUUUAUUUCUCAAGAAAGUAAACAAAUAAGAGAGACUGGAGCCUCCAAAUCCUAUCAAUUCACCCAACCAGCAACUGGGGAUUUGGGAAGUUCAUUUGGAUGAAAGUACAGAUCGAAAAUACUACUUUAACACCGUCACAAAAGAAAAGACUUGGAAGCCACCUCGGCGCUUUCUGGGAAUGCAGAACAUGAAGGAUGGAUCCACAGCUCUUUCGAAAGCAAAUACUCAGACAACAUUGUCUACUUCAUCCCAGUUCAGCCCUGCUGCUGUUCAGCGGAGGGUGAAAAGUGGAAUUGCUAACUGUGACCGCCUCAGCCAAACAAAGUCAAUGGUGUUGACUGACCCCAACCCACUUAAGUUUCCAAUAGCCCGUCACAGGCGAAAUCAUUCUCAGCACAACCUUUCAGACAUUACUGGGAUGGCGGAUCAGUCUCCACUGGAGAAAAAUGGCAUCUUGAACAAAGCAAAGAUAACAGAAGGAGGCAAAAAACUGAGGAAAAACUGGACCAGUUCUUGGGUUUGCCUCGAGGGAGACAAAAUUGAAUUCUACAAAGAAAACAAACAACAAACUUUAGCCAGUUUGAAAAUAGGCUGCAAGCCAGAAAAUGCAGACCUGUGUGGUGCUCAGAUUGAUUGGGCAAAAGACAAAUCGAGCAGAAAGAAUGUUCUUCAGCUAACAACAAUGACAGGGAAUGAAUUUCUUCUCCAUUCUGAUGAUGACAGUAUACAUGACUGGUACAGGGCCAUCAGACAUGUGAUUGAUAAAAUGUCAAAGAAGGGGGUCUCAAUACCAGCACACAGUAUCUGGAAAAGUUCAAGCAGUGAAGAAGUGAACAGGUGUGAGGGAGACAAGACUAAUCCAAAAGAAGCAAAAUCUGAGCACAGAAAAUCAUUAAUACUACGACUGAACCACAGCUCAUCUGACACCUCUGAGAAGAAGAGAGUUAAGAGCAGACUAAAAAAAUUUAUAUCAAGACGGCCUUCAUUGAAAACUUUACAAGAGAAAGGCCUGAUUAAAGAUCGAGUAUUUGGCUGCCACCUGGCUACACUGUGCAAGCGUGAGGGAAGCACUGUUCCAAAAUUUGUGAAACUUUGCAUUGAGGCCGUGGAGAAAAGAGGUUUGGAUGCUGAUGGCAUUUACAGAGUGAGCGGCAAUCUGGCGACAAUACAGAAAUUACGAUUUAUAGUGGACCAUGAAGAGAAGCUGAAUUUGGAUGACAGCCAGUGGGAGGACAUCCACGUCGUCACAGGAGCACUAAAGAUGUUUUUCAGAGAGCUGCCUGAGCCACUUUUUCCAUUCGGCUUUUUUGAUCAAUUUGUAGACGCCAUAAAAAAUCAGGAUUACGAUCAACGUGUUCAGUGUGUUGCAAAACUGGUGAAGAAACUUCCAAAACCUAACCACGAUACCUUGAGCGUUCUCGUUACACAUUUACAGAAGAUAAUAGCAAAGGCAAUGGUGAACCUGAUGUUGUCGCAAAGUGUAGGCAUCGUAUUUGGACCAACUCUUAUGUGGCCUGAAAUGGAAAAUUCAAAUAUGGCAGUGAACAUGAUGUACCAAAACCAGAUAAUCGAUCUGAUACUUACCGAGCAUGCUGAAAUCUUCAACCCCGAGGGGUUGUGAGCGUGCCGUACUCUUGUUCUCAGAUAUGAUGUUUGUGAAAACAUUGUUAAUUUGUGGUCCUGCUGCAUGCACAAGGUUGCGAGCACAUUAGCAUGCUCAUUUUUUUUGUUUUUUCCCUCAGUUUCAUUUAUAUUAAUCUGUACAGAUUAAUUUUACCUGGAAUUGUGCUUUUAUUAUUUUGUUUUGUUUCUAAUCACCGAUUGAUGGUUGCUUAUUUUUAUAUGAUUCAGUACAAACUAUUUGGACAAAAGUGCCUUUACUUUUCUAAUCUAAAAUAUUCUGCUAAUAUUGGUCAGAUUGCAGUCAAACUCAAAGCUGCAUGAUUAUUUGAACAGUCAGUGAUAGAAGACAACAAAAUGUAAUUUUAAUUAUUAAAAUAGAGUAAAUAAAGGGCAUAUUUUUAACUUUAUUUUUUUUAAAGGAAUAGUCUGGAGAAUAUCGCUUAUCCCUUUGGAACAUUUCAGAAAAGAUAAAGGACAUCUCUUUAUAGCAAGGCAUAAAGAACUAUCUCGUAAAUAAUUUAAGGUAGUCAAAAAUGCUGGGGAAACUCAGCGGGUGAGGCAGCAUCUAUGGAAUGAAGGGAUAAGUGACGUUUCGGAUCGAGACCCUUCUUCAAUUUACUCAGUUAAUUGAGCUUGCUUUAUUUUAACAUGAGGAAUAUAAUAGUUUAAGGUCUUCAUAGACUUGGAUACGGAUCAUCGAUGAUUGAUUGGUGGAACAUACAUAGGGAUCAAUAGGCCCACCUCUGCUCUUAUAUUUUCCUCCACCCUUGUCCACCAAAUCUGAGCCUCUGCUUUAGAUUUCUCACUGCACUCAUCUAUUCAAAGCCCCACCCCUGCUUCCUGGGUAAUUAAAUCUGAUAUUUGAUUUAUCCCAAUUCCUCAUCCAUCUGAAUAUCACACCAAGCAACGAACUAAUCAUCACAUACUCUUCAUCACAUAAACUAUUCCAUUAAAAAAAUCAAGGCUUGUGACCAAAUACUAAGUGUCUUUUGCUCUUUCGAUAGAUGUGGGUGUAGAUAGUCAAAUCAGCAUUCACUGACAAACUUAAUUUUCCUUGAAAUGUGUAGCAUUCUGGGUCACUCCCAGGCUAGAAGAAGGAUCAGAUUACAACAGAUUAAUAAACUAUGUGUCAAUUGAGGAUUUUGUCUGAUCUGUUCCAUGAGAUUGAAUAAUUUGAUUGAAGAAGGGUUUUGACGCAAAACGCCAACUAUCCAUGUUCUCCGGAGAUGCUGCCUCACCUGCUGAGUUACUCCAGCACUUUGUGCCCUUUUGUGUAUUAAACAGCAUCUGCAGUUCUUGUUUCUGCAGAUUAUCAAAACUUAUUGCCAAGUAUGAAGAAUUAGCACUCAUGAAGUAGAAGAGGGUUGCUGGCAAUGAUGACAAAGUUGCCAAAUGUUAAUAUUGCAAUAACUUUCUAAUUAACCAAUUAUAGCUACUUGUACAUCAAUCAACUGUUUUUUAUACCCACUCAUAGAUACAACUUUGGGUUUGAUCAAUGGUUAAUUCAAUAAUUCACUGGAAGAUUGCUUUUCUCUUUGAGCAGUGAAGCUAUCCUAACAAACAGAAAAGCUAUUUCAUGUUAUCUUUAAGACUGGGUUUCUCCUACUGAUAUUUUGCUUUUCAUGUUUGCUAGGUUCCUUUUUCACUUCCGCUGACUUUCGCACUCAGAGGUUUACCUCAUGCCAGACAGUUUAUUUUCUGAAAGACAAAAUGUUGGCUUUUUUUCUCCCUCACUGAGGUGAGAAAGUUCUACCCACCUCCAAAAAUUUGGCUUUGAACUGGUAACACUGAUCACGCAUGUUUGCUGGACUCAAAGGUGCGAGCCAGGCAGAUCUGAAGCACAGCCCAUGCUAAUUUUCUCAUCAAAAACCACUUCCAGUAGGGUGUGAACUAAACGUUGUCUUAACAUCUAGUCCUCAUGCAUGAAUCACUUUCAACUGAUUAUUGAUUGAGUUAACAAAAAGCUCAAUGAGUUUUGCACAACCGUUGAAGGGGCAUUGCUGGCAGGAAUUUACAGCGCGCAAGGCCAGAUUUCUCCAGAGACAACACGGAAUACAACUCCUUGUAUUUGAUCUGCAAGGUUUGGAUACAGAGACUUGCUGAAUUUGGAAAAAGGUGCCUUCCGCACAAAAGACUGAAAAUUAAAGUCCAACAUUUGCUAUUGACUUUGAGUCUCUAAAUUGUCAACACACAGUGGCAGCUGAAAAAAUAACUUCAAUAUACAAUCUCCAAAUGUCUUCUCUCUUACUUAAUAAGAAAAUAUAACCAUAUAACCAUAUAACAAUUACAGCACGGAAACAGGCCAUCUCGGCCCUACAAGUCCGUGCUGAACAAUUAUUUUCCCUUUAGUCCCACCUGCCUGCACUCAUAUCAUAACCCUCCAUUCCCUUCUCAUCCAUAUGCCUAUCCAAUUUAUUUUUAAAUGAUACCAACGAACCUGCCUCCACCACUUCCACUGGAAGCUCAUUCCACACCUCUACCACUCUCUGAGUAAAGAUGUUCCCCCUCAUGUUACCCCUAAACUUCUGUCCCUUAAUUCUGAAGUCAUGUCCUCUUGUUUGAAUCUUCCCUAUUCUCAAAGGGAAAAGCUUGUCCACAUCAACUCUGUCUAUCCCUCUCAUCAUUUUAAAGACCUCUAUCAUCCCCCCUUAACCUUCUGCGCUCCAGAGAAUAAAGACCUAACUUAUUCAACCUUUCUCUGUAACUUAGUUGUUGAAACCCAGGCAACAUUCUAGUAAAUCUCCUCUGUACUCUCUCUAUUUUGUUGACAUUCUUCCUAUAAUUGGGCGACCAAAAUUGUACACAAUACUCCAGACUUGGUCUCACCAAUGCCUAGUGCAAUUUUUAACAUUGCAUCCCAGCUUCUAUACUCAAUGCUCUGAUUUAUAAAGGCUAGCAUACCAAAAGCUUUCUUUACCGCCCUGUCUAUAUGAGAUUCCACCUUCAAGGAAAUAUGCACGGUUAUUCCCAGGUCCCUCUGGUGUGUUAUUAUAUAUUGUGACUCUGUUGGUACUGCAAUACUGAUAAUAUUUGUUUUUAUUAUUUAGUACCUGUAUUCUUAAAAAUUAAACAUAAAAUAUGUUGUAUAAAUAUUUCUCUGUAUCUGCUUUAUGAAAGAGCAGGAUUAUCUCUUUGUUAUCUCCAUGUUAUGGAAAUAUAUGGAUUAUCUCCAUGUUAUGGAAAUAUAUGUCAAGAAAUCAGCAAAAUUUAGAAAGUUAUUGCAAUAACAACUUUGGGCAGUUUUGAUGAUCAGCCUUUCCGAAUUAGAUCCAUUUUCGAAUUCCGUUCACAUGAUGUUGUACCGAUAGGAAUUGACGAAAAAAAAGCGUCCUCCAACUAUGUAAUUCAUUGAGUUCCUAACAAACCAACUGCGCAGAUAAACCAUUUUCAGAUGGUUGUAUGUUUGUGUCAAGAUGUGAACACUGCAAGGACAGGGUUUAAUCGAGAUUCCAGGUCUAUUUCUAAAUCGCUUCAGCAUUGAAUGUAUUGAAAAACUGACAAGAGAAAACAUUUGUUUUCUGAUCAAUUAUCAUUGUACAAUUCAGAAAAGGGGAAUUUAUAGAAGAAAAAGGAAUGCAGCUUUCUAAAUUAUAUCACCUGAUAGUGGUUGUUGAAGCCCAAUUUUAUUCGGGUUUUAACAUCAAAUGAGAACAACGACUAUUCAACCAAAAUAUAUGUCUAUGACCAAAUUAUAUUUCAUCUUUUUUAAGUGAUAUUGGCCUUUAUGGAACAACGCUAAAUAAAAUUUCUCCCAAAUUGCUAUCUAUUGUGCAACAAUUUUGUAUACUUCAAUUGUAAGCAAUAUUGUACAGGUAUCUAUCUGGUUUUGCUAGGUAAAUGCAUUACCAUUUUUCCACCAUGUUAUCUGUUUUGAAAUUGAAAAUAAAAUUGGAACUGCUUA